UGUAACAUCUGUAUAAUGGCGGAGGAGCAGGAAUUGGCAAGAGAUGAGACGAAAGUUGACAAUCGUCAAACUUUUAAAGAACUUGAAAACAAAGAUCAGUCUCUCGAAACAAAUCAGAACUUAGAAUUUCAGAAGAAUAAAAAUGGGGAAAACAAGUCUUCGGAAAACAAAAAUGAAGGUGAAACAAAAAAGAAGUCGAAAAAGAAAAGACAUAAAGACCUAGAGGAACAUGAUUCUAAAGGUGACAUGAAGGGAAUGCCACUUGCAAAACUUCAAGACUUAAAGAAAGCUAUGGAAGUACUCACUCUUAAUGUAGGGCAAGAGGGACCUGCAAAAACUGCAGAAGAAGCUUUGCACAAACGUUAUGAAUUUUGGGAAACUCAGCCUGUUCCAAAACUUGAUGAAAAGGUUGUAGAAUUUGGGCCCAUUGAAUCUCCCAAAAAUGAAGAUGAUAUCAGAAAAACGCCUUAUUCACUUCCUCAGGGCUUUAAAUGGGAUACUCUUGAUAUCACUGACCCUUUGAUUUUGAAAGAGCUCUACCUCCUGCUCAAUGAAAAUUAUGUUGAGGAUGAUGAUAAUUUAUUUCGAUUUGACUACUCUCCUGAUUUUCUUGAAUGGGCUCUCCAGCCACCUGGUUGGCUACAAGACUGGCAUUGUGGUGUUCGGGUCGUGAAAAGCAACAAACUUGUGGGUUUCAUCUGUGCAGUUCCUGCCACAAUUCGAGUUUAUGAUCAUGUUCAGAAAAUGGUUGAAAUAAACUUCUUAUGUGUUCACAAAAAGCUUCGGUCAAAACGGAUGGCUCCAGUACUCAUUAGAGAGAUCACAAGAAGAGUGAAUUUACAGGGAAUAUUCCAAGCAGUUUAUACUGCUGGAGUGGUCUUACCAAAACCUGUAGGAACAUGUAGGUAUUGGCAUCGUUCCUUAAACCCUCGGAAACUUAUUGAUGUUAAAUUUUCCCACUUGAGUAGAAAUAUGACUAUGCAGAGAACGUUGAAAUUGUACAAGCUUCCUGAGAACCCAAAGAUUGAAGGAUUUCGACAACUUGCUCCAAAAGAUACCCAUCAAGCACAGAAACUUUUGAAUGAAUAUCUCAGUAAGUUUGAGUUAUGUCCAGUAUUUACAGAAGAAGAAUUCCGUCACUGGUUCAUUCCACGACCUGGUAUUGUAGACAGCUAUGUAGUUGAGAAAAAUGGGAAAAUAAUUGAAUUUGCCAGUUUCUACUGCCUACCUUCCACAGUGAUGCAUCAUCCUAUCCAUAAGAGUCUGAAAGCUGCUUAUUCUUUCUAUAAUGUUAGCCAAACCGGCAUUUGUGAGCUACUUCAUGACGUUUUGGUGGUAGCCAAAAAUGCAGGAUUUGAUGUUUUUAAUGCCUUAGAUCUCAUGGACAAUAAAAUAUUUCUUGAAAAACUUAAGUUUGGAAUUGGAGAUGGAAAUUUACAAUAUUACUUGUAUAACUGGCGUUGUCAACCCAUGCCUCCAGAAAAGAUUGGUCUAGUCCUACAAUAAGGCACAGAAUAUAUAUAUAUAUAAAGGAGUAUUAUAUAUAUAAACAUAUAUAUAGAUAUAUAUAUAUGUGUGUAUGUACAUUGUUCCAGUUGCUUUUUCACAGAAAUUUUGAUCAGUUGUGUUACUGUUGUACAAGCCUUUAGUUUACUUCAUCUAUUGUACACUGAAAUGGACAGACUACUGUAUUAGGACAAACCUUUAUAUGUUUUAUAAGAGCUGAAUUAAAGCACUUGAAAAAUAGUUCUAGCAAAUUAAGCUAUUGAUAUGUAUGGGUAUUUUCAUGACUUAGUUUUAGAAAUUUUAAUUACAGAAAAAUCUAGGUGACAAAAUCUUCUUAAAGCAUUGAUGUGUUAAUAUGAAAUAUCAAAAGAUGAAAGUUACAUUUGGCAAUAUGAAAGAUUUUGGUUCAUUCAAGCCCUGGAUGAUUUAAUGUAAAUAAACCUUUAUUUUUUCAUACGCUACAUAAAGGACACAAUUUAAACUGAAUCUGCUUAUGGUAUAUGGAAAAUACUAUAUAGAAGUAUGGCUAAACAUUAACAGUUUGUCUAUUUGAUGUAAUAAAUUUAUCAUAGUUUCUGUUAUAACAUCCCAACUUAAUUUUGAUUAAGAUAUAAACUUCAAAUUAAAGGAUGAGAUUUUUUUUUCCAUUGCAUUUGGAUAUAAUUAUAAUUCAAAGUAAUUUAAGAGGGAAAAAAAUCAUUGUAGUUUUUCUGUAAACAUAGAAUUUUGAACAUUCUUCGUAUUUGUUAAGUUCUUUCCUUUGAGCUGUUCUUUGUUUAUACAUUUAAUGGAAGAAUUUUUUUUCAAAUGGAUAUGGAUAAUUUUUUGCUAAACAGUUGUUAAAGAUUAAAUUGUCAUCAAAAAAAGGAAAUAUUUGAAAAUAUUGUGUGCAGCACAUUUAAAUAGUCUGGUACCUUUUGCUGGGUUACUAAUGCCUUAUUACAGUAAUAUUAUAUUGUUGAUGAUUGUGUUGUACAAGGACACAGUAAAUAACUUAAGUAGGCAUUUUAAAAGUUUUCAAGCAAUAUUUUAUUAAAAUUGAAGAUUUGGAAUACAUUGUGUGGAUGACUAACACUUAUUAAUCAGUUAUGUAAAGAGCAACCAGUCUCCAUUAUUAGUUACAAAAAAGUAACAAUUUCCAGUUGUAGUGGUAACUUUCAGGGUGUCUUCUUUGUAUAAGAUUAAUAAGAAUAAAAAGGCUAUUUAAAAACAUAACAAAAUUUGUGUAAUAUUCAUAAGAUUCAACAUUAGUGUCAGAAUAUACAGUUUUGGACUGAUUUUAUCAUCCAUAUUUAUGAAGUAUUAAAACUGUUUACAUACUAAAGAAUAUUUAAGAACUUGAUAUCUUCACCUGUUAUGGAAUUAAUAUGUACGUUGGUUACCACUAGAUUAAAAACCACUGAGUUUAAAAUGUUGAUAAUUUUACAGACUAAGAUUAGAAUGGCUGUUAAGACUAAUUGCAGAUAGAUACAUGGUUAGUUAUUCACAGUUAUUUCUGUUUGUUUGUUUGUUCAAAGGUACUUCUGGUUACAGACACAAACACUUAAAAAACUCAAUCUUUCCUUGAUGUCAUAGUAUAGUAUGGAUAAGUACUGAAAAGUACCAUAAAUUGUUAAGAAAGUGAUGUGACAUGCAGUGUACAAGUAUUCCCUAAAACAAGCUUGUAAGGAACUUGAAACUUCUUUAUUGUGUGUGUAUCUUAUUAAAUAUAUGAGUGGGAAACAAUUUUGUAUUAUCGUAGCAUCUGAUAAAAACAAAAGUGAAAUUGUGCACAUGUAAUAUGAAAUAUUCAAGUUAAUGAGCAAUAACAUUCAUUUUUUUCCUGUUUAUAAAACCAUACACUUAUAUAUAUGUUUGUGUGUGUUACUACAGUAAAUAUAUUUACCAAACUUACAGUGUAAUCAGUUUUUUAAUAGGCUUACUAACAGUUACUACAAAUUUAUUUUUUCUAAAUUGUUUCAUGGAAAAGAUGAACUACACAUGGGCAAGAAAUACACCAUGAAAUUCCUUUUUUAUGUGUUACCUAUUUUUUUUAAGGUUGUGGUGGGCUGGGUGUGGACUAGUGAUAAGCAUGCCAGAUUGUCAUUCUAAGUGUUCAUGGUUUGCAUUUCAUUGCCACAAAAACGAGCUCUAUACUUUGGCACCUUUGGUGCAUCACAAGAGUGACAGUCAACUCCAACUUUUUGAUUAGAGUACCCAAGAGUAGGUAAUUUUUGCUAUUCGCUAGCUGCCUUCCCUUUAGUCUAUCAGUUCAAAAUUAGGGAUACGUAGUAUAGAUAGCAUUUGUGUAGCUUUUCAUAAAUUUUUGAAACAAGGAAAAAUGUGAAAAAAGCAGUUGGUUUUUCUUGUAUGUUUUUCUUAUUUUAAAGGAAAAUGAUUGUAGUAAGGAGUCAUAUCAAACUUUGUGUUAUUAAGUUUUAAUGUUUUAUUGUGCCUAGUAAGACAGAAAACUAGACAAACUAAGCUGUAACUAUUAGAAGAAAAAUAAAUGAAAAAAUAUUUGUUAGA
This is a messenger RNA of Limulus polyphemus (Atlantic horseshoe crab), 4014 nucleotides long. RefSeq names its product glycylpeptide N-tetradecanoyltransferase 2-like. Gene Ontology annotation, biological process: N-terminal peptidyl-glycine N-myristoylation. The record is from RefSeq and is a predicted model, not a curated record. Gene Ontology annotation, cellular component: cytoplasm. The transcript has 13 exons. The coding region runs from base 16 to 1506 and encodes 496 amino acids. Lineage: Eukaryota; Metazoa; Arthropoda; Merostomata; Xiphosura; Limulidae. Gene Ontology annotation, molecular function: glycylpeptide N-tetradecanoyltransferase activity.